UCUUCAGAGGAAGUUUCCGCGGCAAACACUUUUUCCUGGAUCCACUCGUAAUUUUUUCCUCUUUUGUCGACUAUUAAAGGUGGACUGUCCAGCUUCUCUUUGACUUCGUAAUAAGUUCGUUAAUGUAUCGUUUACAACUUCGUGUAUAUUAUUAUCAUUUCCUCAUGGAAGUUUCUUUAACACUCGCUCUCCAUUCAAAGGGAAAACACCAGUGGCCUCAAAUCCAUUGAUUAGAAUUCUUCUUAUGGCAUUCUCCUGAGCUUGGUUUUGAUGUUUUGUCUGGACUGAAUCCAUUUUCUCUAGCGCCAAUUUUAUCAAAGCAGGAAACUGUUCCUUGGGUACAGUACCGUUGCGAGCGUUACCUAAUUUCCAUUGCGUUAAAAUGCUACGCCAGGCUGUUUUCAAAGGCCUAAAAAAGGCAACGUCCAACGGUUGCAAUAAAUGAGUAACUGUUGGGUGGCAGGCACACAAACGAAAUGUCAUUUUCUUCACAUUUCUUGAUCACAUUUACGUUUAAAUGUGAGGCAAGAUUGUUGCGCAUGAGGCAAAAUUGUUGACUCAAACCAAACGCUGAAAGUUUCCGAGUCGAUCCAACCAUGUUUCGUUCAAAUCGAUUCCAAAUAGCUUUUAAUAAAGACCUUCAAGUCCCGUUCUCCUAGUUGAAAUCCCCAAUCGGAGCAUUUGAGAAUUCCAUUCACGAAAGCCCGUUCCUCGUCUGUAUUGAAAACCGGCUUGCCUCCAGGCUUUAAAAUGUGUUUCCCAUGAAACUUAUUAUUUAGUGUUCCAUAAGGAAUUUCAAAUUUCCUUGCGGCACCUCUGGCUAGCCGCAAAAUGACUCGCAGUUUGGUGAGGUGACGCAGCGUGAGUCACGGUGAGAUUUUGUGAACCUAAUAAACAAAUUCCACCGCGAAUACAGGUCAGCAGUGUGACGUGACGCAGUCUUUGCCUAACGUGAUCCUGCGGAACGCAGUGUCGAUCCCGCAGUUUCUUGUAGUUAUUCACGGUGAGUAGUGGUGAAAAAUGGAAGAAAAAUUAAUUGAAGCCGUGCGGAUUCGGCAAGUUUUGUACGAUACCAGUCAUGCAGACUAUAUGAGGACAAAACUAAAAACUGAAAAGUGGGAGGAAAUCGCUAAAGAAAUCGGAAUGAAAAGUGGAUCUGAAGCAAAGGCGUUGUGGGAAAAACUACGACAUUCAUUGAGAGAUGCGAUUCGAAGGCAACAAAAAUGUUUCAAAAGUGGAGCAGCUGCAGAAACUAUCAAAGAAUGGAAAUUUCAAAAACAGAUGGGAUUUCUGCAGCCUUAUAUGGUCAAUAAAUCAAGAGAAGGAAACCUCCGACAAGACGAUGAAACUGAAAACCUAUCACAAGAUUUUGAAUCCAAUGUAGAUGUUGCAGAGGUAUAUAAUGAAAAUUCACAACAAAUGAACAUACAGGACCAACCCGAAAAUAUGGAGGAUGAAUCCCAAUCUCAGACACUUUCACAAACUGCUCCUACAAUGUUAUCUACAAAGCGGACGUUAAUUGCAACCCCCAAUUCAAUUAAAAAAAUGAAGAAAGAUAAUGUUACUACACUUUUUAAAGAAAUAAGUAUUGAGAAACGUGAGGAAAGAGCUAAAGCAAGAACGGAAGAGAGAAAAAAUUUGGUACAGCAAUUAAAUCUUACACAAAAUGAUCCACUAUUUCACUUUUUUUUGGCGAUGUACCAAUCUACUAAAAAAAUGCCACCCUCAUAUCAACACAUGGUUAAAAAUGGUUUGUUCAACGAAGUUUCACAAGCGCAGGCCAUGUUAAUGGGUAUUGGUUCUGCUGUCUACCAGCAGCCCAGCCCUGAUCAGCAGCAGCUCUACUACCAGAAUUUACAUUCUCCUCCUGCAGCCACUCCAUCCAGCAGCAGAGCAUCAUCAACUAGUUUCCAUUCGGAACAGUCACUCUUAAGCACCCCUGAAAUCUAUCCGGAGAAAAACGAUUACUCCACAAGUAGCAGUCGAGACGAGCUGAUUAAUUUGAUCACUUCUUUUCCAGAUAAAUAAUCUGAUAAAAAAAUUUAAUAAAAUAAAGUUACCUUAGAAAUACACUUAGUUUCUCUUCCGUCCCGAUGGGCCUUGUAGCGUUACAUCCUUCUGCGUCAAUUUCUUUUUUGAUGAUCUCAUGCACUUCGAUAAACUGGUCCCGGUUUAGCCGAAGAUAAUUUUUAAAUUGUUCGUCGUUAAAUUCUUUGGUCAUAGCAAAUUCUCCGUGACUUUUUCUUCUUUUUAAGUACAGACCUCUUGCUGCCUUUCUUUUGGUCAUUUGGGAGAUAAACAAUACCAAUUCGGAUACGAGCUCAUCUUCCGAAUCAGAUUCAGAACUGUCAAACGUAAGUGCCGUAGCUAUUUCCAUUGUGGGCCUGCAAUCAACCGUUAUUGCAAGAAGCAAACUGCGAUCGUAUUUGCGCGCGUUAGCAGUUAA
This is a messenger RNA of Photinus pyralis (common eastern firefly), 2446 nucleotides long. RefSeq names its product transcription factor Adf-1-like. The record is from RefSeq and is a predicted model, not a curated record. Gene Ontology annotation, cellular component: transcription regulator complex; nucleus. Gene Ontology annotation, biological process: regulation of transcription by RNA polymerase II. The transcript has 2 exons. Lineage: Eukaryota; Metazoa; Arthropoda; Insecta; Coleoptera; Lampyridae. The coding region runs from base 1021 to 2028 and encodes 335 amino acids.